CUUUGUCUUCAGACAAUGGCACGUUACAGAUACUUCAUAUUUAAUCAGCGUGGUAUGGUUAUCCUGGGAUUUCUGCAGAUAGCUUGUGCUGCAGUGUGUGUAAUAUCUGGCUUUAUGGAUACAAUUUUUAGGAAAAAUUCAGUACUCAGUAGAACUAGAAUACCCAUCUGGACUGGCACGGCAAUGGCCUUUCCGGGAGUUCUGGCAUUAUUUGCUUCUCAGAAAAAGAAUCCUAUUCUUGUGAGCAGUAUGAUUGCAUCAACUGUAUUUUCCUGGAUUGCUACAGCUAUUUUGAUAAUAUAUGCAGCUUUGACAUUGAUCUAUGGUGAGGAUGAUGAUGAAGUGUUCCAACAUAAACCCAGCCAUGUCAUUCACAUGGAGUAUAUACUUACGAAAUUUGUCCAAGGAGCAAAUAUGGCCAUAUUAAUUGCAUCUGUGAUUGGUAUGAUGGUGGCAACCAUCAUAGCAUAUCUUGGUUGUCGAAGCCUUCCCAUUUGUGGCUGCUAUGACAGUACCACUGGAAUGCAGUCAUUGAUGACAGAGGACCAGCAGCCUCAGACAAUUGAAUUGGUUUGUACCUGGCAUGGUGGCAGUGAUCAGCGAAUUCUAAAUGAUCCAAUGGGACACAACGACUGGGAUAUAGGCACAGAUGAGGCAGAGUUUACAUCAAAACCAGCACCUUAUAUCCGACUUGCUUAAAAUAGACUUUUAAUUGCUGACAUGUUUAAUUGCUGUGUUUACCAGCAAGUGAAGAAAAUGUUACCUUUUAUUGGACUGUGUUGACAUUAAUUUUAUAUCUUUUGAGGAAAAUGUCUUAAACUGUGACGAUUACUAUGUCCUCCUCACCUAUAAAAAAUGGAGCAUUGGAAUUUCACUCAUUUUAGUUGUGGUUAUAAAACACGAGGCAGUAGAGAGAAUGGUCCACUGAAUAACAUUUUAUGCCAUUUUGGAUCUGUUGUAGAUGAAUGUUAUUGCUGUGAAUGGAAGGGUAUGUAACUGCAGUACUGUAAUGAGUAAUCUGAGACUGAGUAACUCAAAGUCUCCAGUAAUUCUCUGGUGAAUUUGUUUCAAGUUGGAGUUCCGUCAAUUUUUAAUUUUAAUGAAGUAUUGGAGAAGUGACACUUUUUAAUAUUGUGCUUUGUUCCUCCAAAUUGUGUGGUCAGCAAAAGCUAUAGCGAUCAGUUUUUUAAAAAAAAACCUGCCACCCAACGUCAAAAAUAGCUUUGUGAUCCAAUUUCCUCCCUCUUUUUUACAAUUUUACUUUCCUUUUGCCCUUGAUCUCUAUCUCCCUUCACUGCCACCUUUCCAUACUGAAUUCCAGAACACAGCAAUGCUUAUCAGGGUAGAUGCUGCACUAUAGCACCUGACCAAAUGGUCCCCGUUAUAUGAUCCAGGACAGUGUUAGAAUUGUUCAACAGCCAAUGGCAACACAGCUUUUCACUCUCAUUGGCACUGCAAGCACACAUCCAGCAGCAUCACUGCAGAAACCUGCCAUAUCUCCUAAACAAAUGGUGCCAAGGAAAAUUAUUGUGAUACUGACACUGCUCUAGCUGGUCCAGACCAGGUUGUUGGGCAGCUUUUGGCAUGGAUGGCUUUUUGAUGCGAGACAGGUGUGCCACUUCUAUUGAAAAUUUGCCUCAAUCUAAUGAGUUGAUGUUCAGGACUGCAUUUUUAAAAUAACUUCAUAUUGGCUAUGCAGUAUUUGUCUUUCAUUUUUGAAGUCUUUCAGUGCAGAGAACCUACUCCCCUGCUGACAGAGCCUAAGAUCUGCUUUGACUUCUACUUUUUAGAAUAACAAUGAAUGAGGUGCGUAAUAGUUAGUCAAGGGAACUCCCUCCAGCAACUUGUCUCUUGCUGUCCUAUUGAAAUUGGAACCAGUGUUCCCUCUCUUCACAUUAUGGAAGAAAUUGCAGAAAUAAAUCCACAUGCUGACCUCUUCACAGUAUUGCACUGCACUAGAAUUGUGUAGCAUGCUAUCCCUGGAUAAAGAUAGUGCUGUGCAUUGGUUAACCAUCUUAUAAAGAAGACAAAUCAAAGGAGUGACCAGUCCUGAAGUAAUUCAUUAGUAAUUCAUUCAGACUGGCUUUUAGAACUAAUAUUUAAAUUGCAUGAUAUGUGCAAGUUUACAAUAUUAAGUUUCCUGAUAUUUUUAUAAGGGUGCUAAUGUUUGUAUUCAUUGUUUUAUCUUGGAAAUGUAUUUAAAAUAAAAUAUGCAAGAAAUUUA
Molecule: messenger RNA, 2224 nt
Organism: Carcharodon carcharias (great white shark)
Lineage: Eukaryota; Metazoa; Chordata; Chondrichthyes; Lamniformes; Lamnidae
Exons: 6
Coding region: 16-699 (227 amino acids)
Cellular component (GO): membrane
Source: RefSeq, a predicted model, not a curated record